Heteronotia binoei (common prickly gecko) is the source of this 1629-nucleotide messenger RNA. RefSeq names its product lipid droplet-regulating VLDL assembly factor AUP1-like. Bases 111 to 1400 code for a protein of 429 amino acids. Gene Ontology annotation, molecular function: ubiquitin binding; acyltransferase activity. Gene Ontology annotation, cellular component: membrane. The transcript has 11 exons. The record is from RefSeq and is a predicted model, not a curated record. NCBI's taxonomy places the organism in Eukaryota, Metazoa, Chordata, Lepidosauria, Squamata, Gekkonidae.
CUCGUCUGCGCAGGCGCGGCCAAGAUGGCGGCAGGGGCUGAGCGGGCCUCCGCCUGGCCCUGAGGCCGGGAAGGCGGGAGACGGAGGGAGGGAGGGAGCGGCCGGACGCCAUGGAGGCCUCCCCGCACGCCGCCCCCGCGCCCCCCGGCCCGGACCGCCUCUUCGACUCCCACCGGCUGCCGAGCGACGGGCUGCUGCUGCUGUCGCUGCUGCUCUACGCGCCGGUGGGGCUGUGCCUGCUGCUGCUGCGCCUCUUCCUCGGCCUGCACGUCUUCCUCGUCAGCUGCGCCCUCCCGGACUGCGCCCUCCGCAGGUUUGUCGUGCGGGUGAUGUGCUCCGUGCUCGGCCUCCUGGUGCGGCAGAGCCAGCCUCGGCAGCACGGCCUCCGCGCCCGCGUCUACAUCGCCAACCACGUCACGCACUUCGACCACAACGUCGUCAACUUGCUGACCUCUUGCAAUGCGCCGAUGCUGAACGGAGCCUCUGGGUUCAUUUGCUGGUCCCGUGGCUUCCUGGAGGUGGGGAGCACGGGCAGCCGAGCAGAGCUCCUGGAGUCCUUGAAGGCCUACUCCUCCCACGGAGGCAACCCGCCUCUGCUGCUCUUCCCUGAGGAGACCACCACCAACGGGAGGGUGGGGCUUCUGCGCUUCAGCACGUGGCCGUUCUCCAUCUUGGAUGUGGUCCAGCCAGUGGCCCUGCAAGUGCAGAGGCCCUUUGUUGCCGUGAGCACAGCGGAUGCCUCCUGGGUUACUGAGCUGCUCUGGACUUUCUUUGUUCCCUUCACCAUUUAUCAAGUAAGGUGGCUCCCUUCCGUCUGCAGGCGAGCUGAAGAGACGCGGGAGGAGCUGGCUCUUCGAGUCCAAGAGCUCCUGGCCUUGGAGCUUGAUGUGGUGUCAACACGGCUCACUGCUGCUGACAAAGCAGAGCACCUGAAGCGACUGCGCCACAGCCCUCCAACCCCCUAUGCCCCAGUCCCAAGUCAGCCCUUGGCAGCCCGGCCUCAGGCUUUCUCCAGCUCACCCCCCACGGAGGAUACACCCCACUUGACAGGCAUGGCUCAGCGUGUCAAGGAAGUUCUGCCUCACGUGCCCCUGGCAGUCAUUCGCAAAGACUUGGCCCAGACAAACUGCGUGGACGCCACCAUUGCCAACCUGCUGGAGGGGCGGGUUCCCUUCACCCCCAGCGAGGCAGAAGAGGAGCCCUCCUUGCUUGGCCCAUCCGUCUCCAGUGCUCAGCCCCCUGCGGCUCCUCCUCCAGCUGCGCUGCCCCUGAAGGUGUUUGCCAGGUCCCCGGAGGCCAGGCACCUCUCCCUGCAGGACCGGAAGCGGGCGCUCUUUGACUACGCCAGGAGGAAAUACACAGAGAAAUACGGGAUGCCCCAGAGCCAGGGGAACCGCUGAGCAGAUCAUGCAACUUCUUCUGGACUUGGCAACGGGCAGUGGCGGCUAUGGGCGUGGAGGGCUGCCGUGGACGAUGAGCAACCUGUGGCUACUCCAACUCCAUGUGUCCCGGGCUGAUCCCAGCCCACCUGCGCUUUCGCUCCGGGCCCUGGACUCAGCACAGCACUGGGGGGCCCUGGAGCCGGGGGGGGGAGGCUUUCGCUAUCAAAAUAAAAAUGACUCACUUUCU